AUGGAAACAAUCGUCAACAAUGAAGACCUGUUAACGGAAAUCCUUAUCCUCCUUCCUAUCAAAUCCCUCCUCAAAUUCAUGUCUGUAUCCAAGCACUGGCUCGCCCUCAUCUCAAGCUAUCCGUUCUCUAUUCGACGUAGUUCAAACCUCAACUCUGUCGGCGCCGUCUUGGUCCAGGUUGACAAAACACCCCAUUUUCGUCUUUUGAACCUUGAUUCCAGUAAUUCUGAUUCUUUAGCAGCCAAUUUUUUUGCAAGCAAUAAACCGUUCUCGAAAACUAAAAUCCUUCAAUCUUGUAAUGGAUUAUUACUGUGUUGUGAUGAUAGCCCUCCCCCGAAAUAUUUUCAUAGAUUCUAUAUAAAGAAGGAUGAUAUAUACACCUCAAAAAAAUAUUGUGUCUGGAAUCCUACUAGCAAGAAAUAUACUUUACUUCCUCCCCUGCUUCCAUUGCCUUGUUCAUUGCGAGGUAUUCUGUUUCUGCGAGGCAUUACUUUAGCCUUUGAUCCUUCAAAAUCACUGGAGUACAAAGUUGUGGCUGUAUGCCAAUGCGUGCUUUUUGAAAAUUGUUAUCAGAUACAAAUUUACUCGUCAAAAGCUAGAACAUGGAGGGUGUCGGUCAGAUCUUUCAAUCCACAAUAUCCUGUCGAUUUUCUUCGAGGUGUCUUUUACAACGGUACCAUUCAUUGGGGUAGUGAUGUCGGAUGUUUUCGUAAAAUCUGGAGUGUUUCUGAUUUAUGUUUCCGUAGUGAAGAUUGGAGUGGUUCUAAUUUAUACUUCGAUAUCGAUCAAGAGAAACUGAAAACACUGCAAAUGCCACGGGUUCGUGCUCGUGCAUCAUGUGAGAGCAGCUUGGUUAAUUGCUUUGAAGUGUCUGGAGGAGGCCGAUUGCUUCUUGUCCGCAAAUAUAAAACUGCUUCAGAUCCACAAAUUGAUGUCUACCAGUUGCAUAGAGACUUUUCGGGAUGGUUUCUCAAGUACCGCCUUGAUCUUCCUGAUCGUUUUGACGAGUACAGGAAUGUACUGUUUGUUGGGAGUGGAAAUGACAAGGACUCGUUGAUCCUGGUCGAUGCAAAUUGGUUGUCAAUUAUACGUAAAUAUAACUUAAAAGAUAAGAGCUUCGAAGGAUCAAAUAUUGGGUGGUUCAACCUCAGAUCAGCGUAUUAUAGCAACAACUUGAAAGCUAAGGUCCUUCACUAUAUUGAGAGUCUUGCUUGUGUUUGA
Messenger RNA from Dovyalis caffra, 1221 nucleotides. The record is from the annotation of a GenBank genome assembly. Lineage: Eukaryota; Viridiplantae; Streptophyta; Magnoliopsida; Malpighiales; Salicaceae.